UGUUUCUGUUCUGAGUAAUGUCCCAGCAGGCAGGAUGCUGAGGAUGGCGCGGCCAACACGGAACGCCGCUGGAGCAAUGAGCAGGCUGGAGAGUCAGAAAACACACCUGAAAAGUAUUUGUCUGCAAUAUCAGCUGUAUCUUCUUCUGAACAGCCUUUUAAAGAAUGAGAUGGGACUAAUCAUCUUCUUCCUAUGUGCUUACGUACCAAAGACAGCAGCAGGUCAUUGCAAGUGGACGGAAGUUCUGAAAGAUUUGGAGCUGAUCCAGACGUCCAAAGACAUUGAUGUCAGUUUAUAUACUGCAAACACAGAUGAGGAUAAAGAAUGCCAAGAACCUGUAAUGAGAUGCUUUUUGUUAGAGAUGAAAGUGAUUCUUCAGGAAUGUCAUAUCAAAAAUUGUAGUAAAACACAGGAUGUAUUGAACAUAUGGAAAAAUGGAAAUGCAAGCUUAGAAAAUAAUAAGUUGAAUUCCACAACAUCAGCAAAAUGCAAAGAAUGUGAAGAGUAUGAAGAAAAAAAUUUUACAGAAUUUAUACAGAGUUUCGUAAAGGUUAUACAGAGAGAAUGCAAACACUAACCAAAAGACAAGCUGGGAACUAAGAUUUCCCCAUGAACAUCCUCAGGGAAAUUAGAUUAACACCAACAAUAAAUUGGAAAGAACAUCACUCUACAAUCCUACUUACAGAGUAUAACACUUAAACAAAUAAUCAAAUCCCUGUAAUUCACAAUGUAUUCAUAACUGGAUACAUACAAAUUAUAUUACUUAUGAAAUAUACAUGAAAGGAAUUUAACAGGGUUUAAAGCUUCUUCUGGACUUAAAGUGUCUUUAUUUUUUGGUAAGUCUAUGGGAAAAGAAAUCCUGCCUAACUUACCAACUUUUCAAGAAAAUUCUUUAAGAAGAUCUCAAAAUAUCUGCAGUGGGAACCUCCUCAUAACAUCGGUUCAGGGCUAACUGAAUGGGGUUUCAGAGAAAAGCUCUUCUAUUGUUAUUAUUCAUAUAAAAUUAUCACGCCCUGUUAAAGCAUUUGGCUAUAGCUAUGUUUGUUACCUGGAAUCUAUCCCUUUAUCACCUGUGCUCCUAGAAGAUCCUAGCUCACCUCUCACUUCUGUUGUUAGUCAUGUCUGACAGUUCUCCUUGCUGUUUUUUUCUUCAUUAAUAUUCCUUCAACGAACUAGUGUCAAAACACAAGCUGAGGCCUAUUUGUCUUAAAGGUCUAUUGGCUAUCUCUUAAUAUAUUUAUUUCUACUGUGGUUUUCAGGUAAACCCAAUUUCUUGUUUUACCUAAGAAUUCAAAAUAAAAAAUUAGAAUAUUUA
This is a messenger RNA of Phalacrocorax carbo (great cormorant), 1315 nucleotides long. The record is from RefSeq and is a predicted model, not a curated record. NCBI's taxonomy places the organism in Eukaryota, Metazoa, Chordata, Aves, Suliformes, Phalacrocoracidae.